CAAUCGGGAUCCUCCUCAUUGGCGAAACUGAUUCCACCAAGUGUCACACGCUAUCGUGUUCAAGUUAUUUAAAACAACUUCAUAGUUCAACGAGAAGAUCAGUAACGCAAUCUUGCGUAAUGUUUUGACACGACACCCGUAUACGUCUGUUGAAUUGUGAGAUAUUUAGCGAAAUCACUUACGACGUCGCGGCUGUAUCAUGUCCUGGAUAGGCGCGAUAGCGAAUAACGUGCUUCGUAACAUCGUCUACACGGACACGCCGCCAAAUGUCGUGCAGGAAGUUCGGCCGGAACAUUACAGCAAUCGGCAUAUCCAUUCCCGCGAGGAUGGCAUUGUACUGUACGGACCCGGUGACAAAAGUCAGAAGUAUGAGAUUGUAUUGCACAGACCCUGCACGGAGACCCUUCACCAGGCGUACAGCCUGUUUAGAGCGGAAUCCCUAGAUGCAACGGUGGACAGAUUCAUAAUAUACAAGGAUAAAGUACCAGUGCUGGUACAGAUAGUGCGCGAGAUGUGCAACGUCGCAAAGAUACAAAAGCUUUGCGACAUUCUGACGGAGCAUCCCACGUGGACACUAGCGCAUCUGGCGGCGCAAUUCGCGCUCUACGACGCCUUCUCGCACGCGAUAGUCAACAGCGAGCUGAACAGCGGUGACCUGGAGAGCGGUAUCUCGCCCCUACAGGUGGCCGUGCAGACCAACAACCUGCGCACCGUGCAGAUGCUGAUAGCGGCCAAGAGCUCGCUGGAGCAUCUCGAUCACAACGCAAACACCGUGUAUCAUUACGCGGCUACGUCGACGAAAGAGAUCAUUCUGGCUUUGGGAGCCGGUCUACCCAACAGUCUGAACAGUCGCAACAGCAACGGGCAUACUCCCAUACACGUGGCGUGUCACAACGACAAGCCCGAGUGCGUGAAGGCGUUGCUGCUGAUCGGCGCCGACGUCAACAUACCCGCGACCGAAGGCCCGGAGCCUUCGAGCCCCGGCUACGUCGGCGAUUUCUUACACAACAAGCCGAACGUGCUCCACUCGGAGGACAUGAAGUUCGGCGGCACGCCGUUACAUUGGUCGCGCAGCCGCGAGGUGAUAUGCGCGCUGAUCGAGACCAACUGCGACAUCGACGCGCUCAACUUCGACGGUCGCACCGCGUUGCACGUGAUGGUGAUGCGCAAGCGGCUCGAGUGCGUGGUGGCGCUGCUCAGCCACAUGGCGUCCGUCAACAUGGUCGACAAGGAAGGCAACACGCCGCUGCACCUGGCUGUGGAGCCGGCGAUCGUGCAGGCGCUCAUCGGCUUCGGCGCCGAUCUCGACGCCCGCAACUGGAAGUCGGAGACGCCGUUGCACAGGGCCAGCACCGACAGCACCGACGGCAACAAGAUCAUCUAUCUGCUGCACGCGGUCGGCGCGCAGCGGUGCCCCCUCGAAAUGACAGGCUGCCAUCUCGGCUGCAAGUUCAACGAGACUUACACCGGCAUCGCGCCCUCGGAGCCGCCGCACCACGUGACGCGCACCGUUAUCGAUCAGAUGCUGCACGUCUCCGGCAUGGAUAAGAUGACCAUCGAUGAGAGGAGGACGGUGAACGGCAGGCUGCUCUGCCUCGACGGUGGUGGUAUUCGCGGUCUGGUGCUCAUCCAGACGCUGCUGGAGAUCGAGUCGGUGCUGGGGCGACCUGUGGCGGAGUGCUUCGACUGGAUCGCCGGCACGUCGACCGGCGGCAUACUCGCCCUCGGUCUCGCCGCCGGCAAGUCCCUGCGCGAAUGCCAGGCCCUCUAUUUCCGCAUCAAGGAGGACGCCUUCGUGGGCUCGCGUCCGUACAACAGCGAGGGCCUCGAGAAGGUGCUGAAGGAGUGUCUGGGCGCGGACACCGUAAUGGCGGACAUCGCGAGGCCAAGGAUCAUGAUAACCGGCGUGCUCGCCGACCGGAAGCCCGUCGACCUUCAUCUCUUUCGUAAUUACGAGUCGCCCGGCGCUCUGCUGCAGGUGGCGGAGAACGCGAUGUUCAAGCGCACGCUACCGCCGGAGGAACAGCUCCUGUGGAAGGCGGCGAGAGCUACCGGUGCUGCGCCGUCGUACUUUCGAGCCUUCGGUAGGUUUCUCGACGGCGGCCUGAUCGCGAACAAUCCUACUCUGGACGCUAUGGCGGAGAUACACGAGUAUAAUCUGGCGCUCAAGGCCACCGGCAGGCCGAAGGAGGCGACGCCGCUGGCACUGGUAGUCUCCCUCGGCACCGGAUGCACUCCUACGACCUACGCUCUCAAGGAGAUUGACGUUUUUCGGCCCGAGAGCCUCUGGGACACCGCGAAGCUCGCCUUUGGCAUCUCGGCGCUCGGCACGUUGCUGGUCGACCAGGCGACCGCCAGCGACGGUCGAGUGGUGGAUCGUGCCAGAAGCUGGUGCUCCAUGAUCGGCGUCCCGUACUACAGAUUCAAUCCGCAGCUGUCGACGGAGGUCGCGAUGGACGAGAAGAACGACGAGAUCCUGGUGCAUAUGAUCUGGUCCGCCAAAGCGUUUAUGCACGUCAAUCGAGAUCGAGUGAAGGAACUGGCAGCCAUCGUCAAUCGUAGCUCGCACCAGGCGAUAUAAUAAGCACGACAAUUUUCUGCUAAAGUUCACCGCUAUUCGACCAAUGUGAUAUUAGACUUGACAUUA
Messenger RNA from Dinoponera quadriceps, 2647 nucleotides. It is a transcript of the gene iPLA2-VIA, whose product is annotated as 85/88 kDa calcium-independent phospholipase A2. The record is from RefSeq and is a predicted model, not a curated record. Gene Ontology annotation, cellular component: mitochondrion. The transcript has 4 exons. Gene Ontology annotation, biological process: positive regulation of ceramide biosynthetic process; lipid metabolic process. Bases 200 to 2581 code for a protein of 793 amino acids. Gene Ontology annotation, molecular function: protein binding. Lineage: Eukaryota; Metazoa; Arthropoda; Insecta; Hymenoptera; Formicidae.